Molecule: messenger RNA, 1700 nt
Organism: Amblyraja radiata (thorny skate)
Lineage: Eukaryota; Metazoa; Chordata; Chondrichthyes; Rajiformes; Rajidae
Product: complement C1r-A subcomponent-like
Exons: 6
Coding region: 282-1433 (383 amino acids)
Biological process (GO): zymogen activation
Cellular component (GO): blood microparticle
Molecular function (GO): serine-type endopeptidase activity
Source: RefSeq, a predicted model, not a curated record
GCUGUGAUUUCUGCCUCCAGAUUGAGUACAAGAACACGGUGUUGGGACCGCUGUGUGGGUCGGAGAGGCCAACGACGGUUGACACGCGCAGUAAUGCUGUGGAUAUCUUGUUCCACACGGACAUAUCUGGCAUUGAGCAGGGCUGGAAAAUCCACUACACCACCGACAGAAUCCCCUGCCCUGCUCUCCAAACACUUGAACACGGAACAAUUUCUCCCAUCUUACCCCAGUAUCGAUUCCUUGAUCGAGUCAGAUAUAGCUGUGACGUUGGGUAUAAAAUCAUGAAGCGUGGACGGGAAUUAACAUCCUUCAAUAUGAUUUGUAUGAAAGACGGGACUUGGAAUAAAGACAUCAUCGCCAUUUGUCAGAUGAGCGAUUGUGGAACACCAAAGGUUUUGGAGAAUGGGAAGUUCGAAGUCUUGGACGUAAAAGCAGUGAAGGACGGAUAUUUGACUCGAAUCCAGUACUCAUGUGAUCAGAGAUAUCGUAUGAAGACUGAAGGAGAUGGGACGUACAUUUGCUCUGCUGAUCGUGUCUGGAAUAAUCCCACCGUCUCCAAAACCAUCCCAUAUUGUGCCCCGGUGUGUGGUGUCCCUGACGUGCCGGUCACCUCGUUGUCGGUGGGCCGCGUGCUGGGGGGUUCGGAGGCCCCGGACGGCAGCUUCCCGUGGCAGGUGUUUGUGCGGCCCCCGCAGGGUCGUGGGGCGGGGGUGCUGGUGUCUGACCGCUGGGUGCUGACGGCAGCCCACGUCCUGUGGAACAAAGGCGCGAAGAAACCCACGGACGGGGAGUUGGAGAGCCACGGCAUCUACGUGGGUGACAAUGACCUAGAUGACCUAGUAUUGUCGCCCGGCCUGCCCGUGGAGAGGGUCUACCUGCACCCCAACUACAGCGGCAGUGACCCCAAUUACUCGAAUGACAUCGCCCUCAUCAAACUGGCCAACCCCCUGCGCCUGACGGCCGACAUUGGCCCCGUGUGUCUCCCCCCUGCCAGGGGUCCUGGGCACGAGUGGCUCUACCAGGAGGGGCGUCUGGGCUACUUGGCGGGGUGGGGGAUGACGGAAGACCAGAGACUGACCAACAAGCUCCACUACGCCUCCCUGCCCGUCGCCAACACCGAGAAAUGCCGCGGGGCGCUGGCUGCGGCCCAGCCUCGGGCCAAGAAGCCCCUGAAACUGACCGCGGGGUCAUUCUGUGCCGGGACGGGGCUGGGAGGGGGAGCGGACGCCUGCCAGGGGGACAGCGGGGGGGCUCUCUCCGUGGAGGGGGGUAGGGGGGGGAGAGAGCAGGUGGAGGAGGGGGUUUGGUACGUGGCAGGGCUGGUGUCCUGGGGGCUAGACUGCGGGAAGGUGGGGCGUUACGGGGUGUACACCAAUGUCGGGGCGUACAUAUCCUGGAUGCAGGAGGUGAUGGAGGGGCAUGUGGGGACAUAGAGCGAGCGGGGAGGGAGGGAGAAUCCAGGAGAAGUUGAGGGGGAAUUGUGAGGGAAUCUGAGGCAAAUUGACGGAAAUUAAAAGGGGAAAAUCCAGACAAGUGAAGGGAGUUAUUGUCAUGUGUCCCAGAUAGGACAGUGACAUUCUUGCUUGCUGCAGUACAACAGAAUAUGUAAACAUAAUACGGAACAGGAGAUAAAACUUCAGUGUGUCUAUAGACCAUAUAUGUACACAAUAAAUAAACAGAUAAAGUACAAUAGACUAUUA